AUAAUCUGUAUUCACACCAAGACUUCAUGAAAGAGUAUACUUUGAGAGCGUUUAGAGGAGGUAAACCCAAGCGCUCUGACACAUGGGAGGGCACCGGGAGGAGUCCAGACGUGUCCACCGAGACUGCGGUCGUCGGUGUGGCUCCACCCUUCCCUUGCAGUUGGACUGUGUAAACUUUUGCACAAACUUUUAAUCAGCGGCUAGUUGCUUGUAACCUCGGGACGGAGAAAGUCGAGUAGUAUCUGAACGCACAGCAACUCUGCAGAAUUUCGUCCGCCAUGGCCGUACAGAACUAUGCCAACAUGUUGAGAGACUUUGUGGAAGAACGAUCCACAGGAUUUGCCAUCGCUGUCGCUGCGGGGGUCGGUCUGGUGACUCUUCGCAUUUGGCUGGCGGGAGGCGUGUGCCGCAGCCGCGUGAGGCUAGAUGGAAAGACUGUCCUUAUAACUGGAGCCAACACUGGCAUCGGGAAGGAAACUGCUCUGGACUUGGCACGCAGAGGGGCGAGGGUCAUCAUUGCCUGCAGGGACAUGUCAAAGGCUGACACUGCUGCUGAGGACAUCAGGCAGAAGAGUAGGAAUAGAAAUGUGGUGGUGAAAAAGCUGAAUCUGGCAUCCCUGCAGUCAGUGCGUCAGCUGGCAAAAGACAUAGAGGAAAAUGAGAAGAGGCUCGACAUUCUGAUUAAUAAUGCAGGUAUCAUGAUGUGCCCCAAAUGGACAACAGAAGAUGGCUUUGAGAUGCAGUUCGGUGUCAAUCACUUGGGACACUUCUUGCUAACAAACUGCUUGAUGGACCUUUUGAAGAAGUCGGCCCCAAGUCGUAUCGUUAACGUCUCAAGUUUAGCUCACGAACAAGGAAAAAUCCAUUUUGAUGACAUAAAUCUUGACCGAGACUAUACUCCUCUGAAAAGCUACCAACAAAGCAAGUUGGCUAACAUUCUUUUCACCAGAGAGUUAGCGGUUCAACUGAAAGGUACAGGUGUGACGACAUACUGUCUGCAUCCUGGAGUGAUCCGUACUGAACUUUGGAGACACAAGAUGCCCACCAGCACUCUGUUGAAAAAUAUUAUUUCCUUGCCCUUUAUUGUGUUCAUGAAGACCCCUUGGGAGGGGGCUCAAACCACCAUUCACUGUGCUGUGGAAGAGAGUCUUGCGAACGAUAGUGGCCUCUACUACAGUGACUGUGCACCCAAGAAGCCUGCCCCCCAGGCCCAAGAUGAUCAAGCUGCCAAGCGGCUGUGGGAGCUUAGCUCUUCUAUGGUGGGACUGUAAAGAAAUGGCACAGUCCACAUAAUUUGGUUUUUUGUGUUUUCUUUUAUAAUAGACACUUUGUUGACAAAUAUAAAAUCAGCAUGAACUGUAUAACUUCAUACACAAAGCAUAGACUGAAGAAUGUAUCAUUUUGAGUUAUUGUAUGAUUGCUGCUGUGCUUUAUUAUAAUUGCUUAUUGCAAAGGACAUUAUUCUGCCAACAACUUAAUGGUUACUUAGUGGCUCAGUACAGUAAGGAAUAAGUAAAAAUGGCAAUAGCAAAUCUGAGGAAUAGUUUGAGCUCUAUGUGGUAUAUUAGCUUUUUGCCUACUUGUUGGAACUAAAAUACAUUCUUCUCAUUUUUGUCUUUUACUACACACACAUACAGAGUUUGAAAUGUUUGCUUGAUCUUUUUUUCUUUAAAAAGUGAAAUUGAUUAUGAAAUACACUUAAGGUCUUUUUUUAAGGUACACAAUUGUCAUUGCUCAAGCUAAUUUUUUGUUUCACAACCCAAGUGUGUGCUUGCUGUAUAAGCCUACCAUUAUAUUAAUAGGCAUGAUUGGGAUUUUAUAUUGAUUUU
Molecule: messenger RNA, 1829 nt
Organism: Scleropages formosus (Asian bonytongue)
Lineage: Eukaryota; Metazoa; Chordata; Actinopteri; Osteoglossiformes; Osteoglossidae
Product: retinol dehydrogenase 13
Exons: 7
Coding region: 279-1271 (330 amino acids)
Source: RefSeq, a predicted model, not a curated record